AUGGGCGAACCAAUCAUUCCAAUGCCUCCCAGGGAGCUGGAAGAAAUCUCCAUCAUCGACAACUCCCUUAAGUUCCCCACUUUCACCGCACACACCGCCUGGACGCUGGGCUCAUUGCUACGAACGAGACUCUUCGCCUUCUCUAAACCCACUGUAAUAGACAUCAGCCUUGCGCAUGGGAAUCACUGUCUUUUCCAUGCGGUAACCCAUUCAGGCACGGCGCCGGAUAACGAUACGUGGGUUGCGAGGAAGAGGAAUACCGUCUUGAGGUUUGGGAAUAGCACAUGGUUCGUGCACAACAAGUUCAAGGGCGACGAACAGGCUUUCGGAGCGAAGUUUGCUCUGGGCGAGAAAGCUGGGGAGUAUGCAAUCCACGGAGGAGGUUGGCCGGUAAGAGUACAGGGAGUUGAGGGCAUUGUUGCUGUGAUUGUUGUGAGCGGAUUGAAGCAGGAGCAGGAUCAUGGCGUUAUUAUCCAGGUCGUUAGCGAAUAUCUGGAAGAGCUUGGAGUCGAAAUGGGUGAAAAGAAGAAAGAGGACUGA
Messenger RNA from Lecanosticta acicola, 540 nucleotides. The record is from the annotation of a GenBank genome assembly. Lineage: Eukaryota; Fungi; Ascomycota; Dothideomycetes; Mycosphaerellales; Mycosphaerellaceae.